AUGACGAUGAUAAAAAUGUUCAUCCUACAAGCUCGCAGAGUUCAGAUCGCGAAGAUACUCGUCUACGCUCAGCAACACUUUUGGAACAACGAUUAUAAUCCACAAGAACGACAUAUCUUCAAAAUGUGUGUCAAGUAUUCCACAUGGUUUGUUAUUUUCGUGUUCUCUGUUCCGUCGACAUCUUUGACCGGCUACGUGAUUACACCUAUUUUUGAUAUUAAUUCCGUCUGCGUGUACAUAAUUGGAAUGGGAUACGUUUGCCCUGACAUACUCAUGUGCCUAUUAAACGUUCACGCAGUAGGUCAAUUUCGCAUCUUGCAAUAUAGAAUGUUAAAUUUCUGGAACAUUGUAUGCAAGGAUUCAGAUCCUGAAAAGUAUACCGAAGAAUGCUACAUGGCUUUGAAGAAAUGUAUUCGGCAACAUCAAUUGAUUAUUGUGUUCUGUAACAUGAUGGAAAGUGUGUACUCAACGACAAUCUUUAUACACGUGACGAUCGUAAGUGUGUUAAUGUGUCUCGACUGGUAUGAGAUACUUUUGGCAAACCCAGGUAACGCCAUGCGCCUUAUUUUCAUAUUCCACAUGCUGGGCAGUCUAGGCCACCUAUGCAUUCUCACAUGCAGCUGCCAUUACAUGAUGGAGGAAAGCUCAAACAUUGUUAGAGCGGCGUAUGGAGGAUCCUGGUCUAGUCUACCGAUGAAUCAGAGUGGCAGAUCGUUGAGAACAGCAAUGAUGUUCAUUAUGAUCAGAGCAAUGAAACCGUGCUGUAUAACGGCCGCAGGAUUUUUCCCUGUUUCCCUAGAAACUUUUACUACGAUUUUAAGUUCCACAUUUUCCUACUUCACGUUGAUGAGGAAUUCAUUUACGAAAGACGAGGACGAAUAG
This is a messenger RNA of Megachile rotundata (alfalfa leafcutting bee), 882 nucleotides long. RefSeq names its product odorant receptor 4-like. Gene Ontology annotation, molecular function: odorant binding; olfactory receptor activity. The record is from RefSeq and is a predicted model, not a curated record. Lineage: Eukaryota; Metazoa; Arthropoda; Insecta; Hymenoptera; Megachilidae. Gene Ontology annotation, biological process: sensory perception of smell; detection of chemical stimulus involved in sensory perception of smell. Gene Ontology annotation, cellular component: plasma membrane.